This is a messenger RNA of Penicillium odoratum, 1392 nucleotides long. Its product is annotated as cytochrome P450. The record is from RefSeq and is a predicted model, not a curated record. Bases 1 to 1392 code for a protein of 463 amino acids. Gene Ontology annotation, molecular function: heme binding; iron ion binding; oxidoreductase activity, acting on paired donors, with incorporation or reduction of molecular oxygen, reduced flavin or flavoprotein as one donor, and incorporation of one atom of oxygen. NCBI's taxonomy places the organism in Eukaryota, Fungi, Ascomycota, Eurotiomycetes, Eurotiales, Aspergillaceae. The transcript has 4 exons.
AUGGAGACAUGGCUACCAGCCAAAUGGCCAUGGGCCCUCGACAUCCUCAAACGACAAUAUGACGCGCUCCCGGACCAGCGUAUACUCAUGUUUCAAUCGCAGUACUUUGACAGAAUCGGACCUAACAUGACGUUCAAAUUGUUUGGGAAACAAGGCUAUCUCACUGCCGACCCCAAAAAUGUGGAGUCUAUACUAUCGACAAAAUUUGAAGACUGGUGUCUUGGCUCCAGGCGAGCUGGACUGAUGCCUCUACUGGGUGAAGGUAUUUUUACACAAGAUGGAAUGCCAUGGAAGCACUCAAGAGAGUUGCUUCGUCGUCAAUUUGCUCGAAUUCAUCGCCAAGAUUGCAAAGUGUUUGAUGCACAUGUCGAGGAUCUGAUUUCCAGACUGCGCGCCACUGGAGGUGUGAUAGACCUGCAGCCUCACUUUUUUCGAUUCACUCUAGCCACAACAACAGCGCUCCUGUUCGGGGAGUCUGUCUCUGCCUUGCCUGGAGAAGAGACAGAUUCGUUUGAAAAUGCAUUUGACUAUGCCAGCUCGGUCAGCGCACUCCGACUUCGUCUGGCAGAUUUGCAAUGGAUAUGGAAGCCGACUAAGUUCCGCGUAGCUUGUGCUGUUGUCAAGCAAUAUGCGACUCGUUUUGUACAGCUUGCCCUGGAUGAAAUGGUAAAAAAUGGCGAGGAGACGGCAUCAAGGAAGUAUCCAUUCAUCAUCGAGCUGUACAAGAAUUUGCAGGAUGACUUGUUGGUGAGGGAUCAACUGGUCAAUGUUCUAAUCGCAGGUCGGGAUACGACAGCAUGUCUCAUGUCAUGGGCGUUCUUCCUUCUCGUGCGACACCCCAGAUCCCUGGCUCAACUUCGUUCUGAGAUCGAUCAGGCUACAGAAGGCUCGCCAGAAUUGACUCGGGCAAAGAUCAAGAAGAUGAAGUAUCUCCGAUGUGUGCUGAACGAAACUCAAAGACUAUACCCGCAACUUCCAAUGAACGUUCGAGUAGCCGCUAAAACGACAGUGAUCCUCCGUGGCGGAGGUCCAGAUGGCAGAUCCCCGGUCCUUAUUCCCAAAGGUACCGGGGUUGGCUAUUCGGUCUAUCACAUCCACCGGCUCCGAAGCCUGUAUGGCGAAGACGCAAAUGAGUUUCGUCCCGAAAGAUGGUUGGAUCACGAGCUAGAAGACAUUGGCUGGGGAUUUAUGCCUUUUCAUGGUGGGCCGCGGAUAUGUCUAGGCAAGGAUUUGGCGCUGGGAGAAGCUUCGUGUGCGAUAAUACGAAUCCUUCAGGCAUUUCCAGAGCUUAGAAUACCGCCUGGAACCUCUACUGUUCCACCUGGAGAGGAAAAGCAAACGUUGACAAUUGUGGUGAUGAGUGCAGAGGGGUGCAGGGUGCGUUUAGAUUGA